Corticium candelabrum is the source of this 1935-nucleotide messenger RNA. RefSeq lists its product as uncharacterized. Lineage: Eukaryota; Metazoa; Porifera; Homoscleromorpha; Homosclerophorida; Plakinidae. The transcript is spliced from 9 exons. The record is from RefSeq and is a predicted model, not a curated record. The coding region runs from base 124 to 1779 and encodes 551 amino acids.
ACGAACGCUUUCAAGUGUCUACAGUGGAUCCUUGAAGAGUUGAACAACAGACGUCGAUCAGUGCGUCCUCAAACGAACAACUCUUACCGACUAGCCCAGAGAGCCACUCUCAAGAUACUGCCUAUGCGCUGUUGGUCUAUGAUGUGUGUGUUGUUAUCGACAGCAGUCAUGGGGCUGGGUUUGUUGGUGUGCACAGCGUUUGCAGCUGACGAUGACGUAAAAUGCAGAGAAGCCAUUCUAGACGUGCAGUCGUCAUCCGAUAAACCUCUUGAUGUCUACCAACUAGAAAACCAAAGGACCUCACUAAUACCUUCAGUCUUGAUUAAAGAAAGUGUCCAUCCUAGCAACAUGGCAUGGUACUACAAACAGACCGCAAACGGACUAGAAAUAAAAUUCAAGUUAGGCCAGAAAGAUAUCGACUUCACAAGAUGGUACAGAAAACUCUAUGUUACCAUGACAAACAAUAGCAGCAUGAUUCAUGUGCGCUACAAAGUGACAGGAAAUCCUAGCCUAACAGGCAAUUGGGGAAUCUUACAUAUCGGAAAGAGACCUGUACUCACUAUUCUGAAUGACACUCGAGUUCCAUUCGCGGUGACGGAAAACGGCACUUUGAAAUUAUGCUUUCAAAUCAUCGGUUCACCUCGACCCACAAACUUGUCGUUGUACCGUGUGAUUGGUGAUGAAUGGAAAGUCGAAGUCGCUCGAAAUCGUUACACAGUCGACGGCAACUGCCUGACGUUUGCUCGAGUGGGAAUGGGAGACGCGGGAAGGAUGUCGGUUGAAGCAUCAAACUGUUUCGGUGUCGAUAAUGUUACAUUCAGUAUUGUAGUGCAAGAACCAACGACAAUGUUUCCAACAACUACGACUACUGAUGCAUUCUCAACACACUCCACAUCAACUGCAUCUCCUUCUACAACUCCUUCGACGACCCAUCAUACAACAGUUUCAACGUCUGCUACCGCACGCUCAAGUCAAAAGCAUUCGUCUGUAGUGGGAACUCUUUUCCUAACGAAAGAGAACCGAAUUCCUUCGAGUGGCACUGACAAAGAUGACGGUCGGUCUCGUGUAGCGUCUACCUCUCUUCUGAGCUCUGCUGUUACUGUUACUCUAAGAACAGCUAGUGAUGCAAUGCAUUUUCCAAUUUGGGGCUAUUGUGUUGGAGUUGUGGGAAUAUUGAUAUUGAUUAUUUUGAUAAUCAUAUCUUUCAUCCUAUUUAUGAAACUGCGUAAAAGUAAAAAAGAGAAUAAGGAAAAAUCAAAUGAAGAUUCUAACAAUUUCCUCAAAAAACUCUCUAACAAUUCAACUACUAAAGGCGAGAGAGUCUACCACGAGAUGCGCUCUCCCCUGCGAGUCUUCCGAAAACCGAGCAGCACCGACAUUCACUACGUCAACCGCGAAGCUGUAGCGCCACACAAAACCCAACAAACAAGCCAAGAAAAUGAACUUACAGGAUACACGACCGUUUCUCUAUCGGCCAAUGAUAAAGCUGUGUCGAGCGAAUACUCUUCAUGUCUACCACCAAGGCGCGUAAAUAGUGCGAAAGCAACGACAUCACAACUUCCUAUCUACGAUGUGCCCGACGCUGCGUUGUACAACUAUCCCACUAAUGGCAAAGCUGCAAUUGAAAGAAAUUACUCUACAGUCAAUUCAGAGACUAAAACAAUCAACCAGAAAAUAGUUUAUUCUGAAGUGAGCAUCGGUGAAGAGCAACAAACGCCGCCGUUACGGACAUUUCGUCCAAGGGCGCCAAUUCAGUACGCAUCUAUUGAUGUUCCGUGAGAUUCUAAGAACACAUAGAUAUAAUACAUGAGCAGCGAUUGACGUGACUGUUCCGAGUGUAAUUAGGUGAAGAAACACUUCCAACUAUUACGCACGUUCAUAUGUAUAGUAAAGAUUGUCUCAUCACACCGUGCACGAACGGUGGAAAGAAUUCGA